AUGGCAACUACCACACCUGCCGCCGAUGCUGGCUCGAAAAAUUGGCUCAAAGAGAGGGCUGCCAUUUCCGCCGCUCAUAGACGACAAAAGACUGACCCUGCAGCUGCUCGUCUUAUCGAGAAAGCAGAUCAAUUACAUAAAGAACGUACGCAACGACAUUUACGAGAAGCAGACGAGAAGAAUGAAACAGGAAGAGUUCCAGUGGAAGAUAUCAUUGAAGAAGAAGCCGAUGGUGACGAUAUUGACGCGAUUGUUAACGUACCUCCUCCGGAUGAAAUAAUUGUUAAAGUCGCACCAAAAGCUACCGUUGAUGUGAGUUCCGGUGAGGAUCGCAACGAGGAAGGUAAAGAUCAAAUAGAACUUCAAAAUAAUGAGGAUAUAUCGGAUUCUGUCGAAACUACGAAUGAAGAUGCAAAGAGUAAAAAACUCGAUCCAUCUUCGUUGCCAGAUGAUGAAACGGCUGUUAAAGAAUAA
Messenger RNA from Ambispora leptoticha, 474 nucleotides. Lineage: Eukaryota; Fungi; Glomeromycota; Glomeromycetes; Archaeosporales; Ambisporaceae. The record is from the annotation of a GenBank genome assembly.